GUAAUACUCUGCCUGUCCAGUGCCAGGUGUGACUGAGGAGACUAAGCUCGGAAAAAAAUUCAAUGGCACCUGCAAAAGGCCGUCUUUAAAGUACCGAGCACGGAGUAGUAUGUAGUUCCUGCCCUUUUCUCCCCCACCCCCAUUAAGUUCGACUUCGAGUCCAAGGAGUCAGGACCACCUGCCAGGGCCACCAGGAUCACCAGGCAUGGAUAUAUCCCCAAUGUUUUAUUACCUCAUCCGGUGUGGAUCCAUUUAAGGGACGAGUCAGGCGCCAAGAAAUCAAGAAAUCGCAGUUACGAUGCAAUACCUAUUACCUUUGACACCAAUCCAUCUCACCCAGAAACCCCGUUUACCUACAUACUUGAUUUUAUCUCCCAUUUCUACAUAACACUUCCUUCAAGCUCUACCUAACCAUAUCGGGCUGCACGGUUAACCCUUCACUCUUCGCUUUCAAGAGAACAUCACGACCUUCUUUCUUCACUGGUAGGAAACAUUUAAACGGAACAGCGGUGUGUUUCGUGUUUCUAGGGCUUUCCUUACUUUCAUUUCUUCUGGUCUGGAGUCAUUAGGAGUCAUUGGCCCGGUGGCAUUUUAAUUCCCAACUCCUAACACUUCGACUUCGACUUCGAGUCCGACUUCAAUUUCGAUUCCGAGGACACGCGAGUCGCACAUCUCCGUCGCACCACGUACUCGACACCUUUCCAUACAAUAACACAGACAAUAAUUCAUAACCCCAUUCUUCGCGAUGUCAGCAUCAAGAUUUGGCGGUGGUGGCGCUAAGCAUCGGCUGAUGUCGGAGAUACAAGAACUCUCCAAAGAGAAAUGGGUCAACAUCGAUCUGGUACACGAUAAUAUCCUUCGCUGGCGUCUAGGUCUUAUUGUCGUCAAUCCCGACAGCGCAUUCAAUGGAGGUUACUUUAGAGCUGAGAUGACAUUCACCGACGAAUAUCCCUACCAACCACCGUCGUUCAGAUUUCUUGUUCCUAUCUACCAUCCCAACGUUUAUCCGGACGGUAAACUAUGCAUCUCCAUUCUGCAUACGCCGGGUGAGGACCUCACUUCGGGAGAGCAGGCUAGCGAGCGUUGGUCUCCGUUGCAGGGUGUCGAGUCAGUCCUGCGGUCCGUACUUCUACUACUGGACGAUCCGGAGAUCAAUUCCCCGGCGAACGUAGAUGCUGGCGUUAUGUAUCGAGAUGACCGCGCCAUGUAUAACAAGAAAGCACAAGAUAUCGUCGAGAGGUCCAAGAACGACAUUCCCGAUGGCUUCGUCAUGCCAACCACGCUUGACCCUCCGCCGCCGCCGAAGUCAGCAGAUGACGACCCUGCAUUUUGGGCCGAGAGUGACGAUGAGGAGUUCGAUUUCGGAGGUAGCGAUACGGGCGAGGAUGCAGAUUUAGCAGAAUUCGAUGAGGAUGGAGAAGAGGAAGGCAUCAGCGACGACGACGACAAUUAAUGAUACCUUGCUUCACGUAUAUUUUUGAGCCUCGCUACUCGACUGAAGAAGCUCACCGGCAAACCAUUUUCUAACUCCGUAUACAUCUGCAUUAGCCGGGGUAUGGCGUUUCAUGGAUCUUGUCUACUAUUGGCCC
This is a messenger RNA of Annulohypoxylon maeteangense, 1589 nucleotides long. RefSeq names its product ubiquitin-conjugating enzyme/RWD-like protein. Gene Ontology annotation, biological process: proteasome-mediated ubiquitin-dependent protein catabolic process; protein polyubiquitination. The record is from RefSeq and is a predicted model, not a curated record. Gene Ontology annotation, molecular function: ubiquitin conjugating enzyme activity. The transcript is spliced from 3 exons. Bases 746 to 1453 code for a protein of 235 amino acids. Lineage: Eukaryota; Fungi; Ascomycota; Sordariomycetes; Xylariales; Hypoxylaceae.